AUGCUCUGGAAGCACUUCACAGCUGCCGCGGGCCUGGCAGCCACCGCCGCCCAUGCCUUUGUGGUCCCCGAGAUAACCGGUGCCGACAAGGACAUUGUGAACGCCCUCCCUGUCCACGACUCCCUUCCCUUCGAAAUCACCGACAGCUCCGUCGAGACGAGGAAGCUGAAGCUCGACUGCCCUGGGUGCCCCAUCAAGCUGGGCUUCGACACCAAGACGGACGUCAAGAACCACCUCGAUCUUGUCUUUACUAUCGACGGCAGCGGACCUGUCGACAGGCUGCUGGUGAACGACUUCGCCCUAUACCCCAAGACCAGCUCAUGGUACUCCAGCUUGCGCGCACCCCAGGUACCCGACUUCAUCAAGGAGGCCACCAAGCAUCGCUUCAAGGGCACUCCGCGCACUCCCCAGCUUGGCUACAGCCUCAGCACUAAACCUUUGGCUAAGGAGGACGCCGACCAGCAGCUUGAGCUCAUUCAGCUCGAUUUGCAGGUUAUCGAGGUUGGCAACUACUUUGUCGAUGGCAUCCCCAAUAUCAACGUCAAGCUCGUCAAGACCCCCGCAGGCAAGCUCAUGAUCGCCGCCAUCGACACCGUUGAGACGCGCCCCGCCGACCAGACACCCGAGAACGAGUGCCGCACCUUCGCUUGCAAGUUCUUCAAGAGCCUCAAGAACAUGCGCCCUGGAUGCGGUAGGAAGCAUGGCAUGGGUCAUGCUGGCCACCACACCGGCCACCACGGGCACCACGGCCAUGAGCACAUGCGCUCUCACCACACCUGGAGACAGCUCGCCAAGAUGAUCACUUGGGGCAUCAUUCUACCCAUCUUCGUCGGCCUCAUUGCAGGCGUGACCGUGAGCAUCAUCGGUAUGGCUGUUGGUACUGCCAUCGUCUGCCUCUGGCGACUGGUCGUUCGCCGCGAAUCCCCGUGGGUUCGCCAACAGUGCCGUCGUCGUGCCCAAGCCACCCCCAAGGCGUCUCGAUACGAGGCGGCGGUCGCCGAGGAGAAGAGCGGCCUCUUGGAGAGUCAGGCUGAUCACGACGUCGCUGAUCUCCCUCCAUAUGAGGAGGAACCCAAGGCAACUCAGCCUUAA
Molecule: messenger RNA, 1092 nt
Organism: Verticillium alfalfae VaMs.102
Lineage: Eukaryota; Fungi; Ascomycota; Sordariomycetes; Glomerellales; Plectosphaerellaceae
Exons: 2
Coding region: 1-1092 (363 amino acids)
Source: RefSeq, a predicted model, not a curated record